AUGGACCGGGCGUCAGACUCUGAAAUUCCGCUCAAGUCGAACGACCGUAGCGAUAAACUCCCGUCGAACGACGAUGUGAUCAAUAAUUCAUGCUCCAGCUCACUUAAAACUUCGCUUCCUGGGAACAACCAAAACAAGAAGAAACCACGCGCUCUCUUUUACGUCGAUAGCACGAUUGCCGGAGAACCACAGGCGCUAUAUGAUCUCAUUUGCGAGCAAGCUCGCCUCCCACCACGAGCGUUUAUUGGCAUCACGGGGCAGAAGGGAAUUCCAACAGAUUUUAGGUUCUUCGUUGACUUAACGUCCACGGUGCUCCGGCUUGACCCGAAUAAUAGCGAGUGGAACAAUCCUAUCAAGGUUGUUCAAGAUGGGGACGGGAUAGAGGCUUUUCGCGGCGGUCGAUACACAUCUCUGGAAUGGGAACACGCUUCCCGCCUUGGGGGGGCUUCGCACAAGAAGACAUUUGGAGAAUGGAGAUAG
This is a messenger RNA of Penicillium cosmopolitanum, 480 nucleotides long. RefSeq lists its product as uncharacterized. The transcript has a single exon. Lineage: Eukaryota; Fungi; Ascomycota; Eurotiomycetes; Eurotiales; Aspergillaceae. The record is from RefSeq and is a predicted model, not a curated record. Bases 1 to 480 code for a protein of 159 amino acids.